Messenger RNA from Myxocyprinus asiaticus (Chinese sucker), 11125 nucleotides. RefSeq names its product serine/threonine-protein kinase Kist-like. The coding region runs from base 950 to 2245 and encodes 431 amino acids. The transcript is spliced from 8 exons. Gene Ontology annotation, biological process: regulation of protein export from nucleus; positive regulation of translational initiation; peptidyl-serine phosphorylation. Gene Ontology annotation, molecular function: protein serine/threonine kinase activity; ATP binding; RNA binding. Gene Ontology annotation, cellular component: nucleus; neuronal ribonucleoprotein granule. Lineage: Eukaryota; Metazoa; Chordata; Actinopteri; Cypriniformes; Catostomidae. The record is from RefSeq and is a predicted model, not a curated record.
GCUUGUAGAAAGAAGGGUGGGAAAAUAAUAACGCAAUAAACCAAUUAAUUUCUAUUCCACUUCUUUAUUGUUUUUUGUUUUUUUUAGUAGAAACACACAUUUAGUUUAUUGCUAUUUACUCAUUUAAUUGUUUGAAAUCGAAACUUUCAGAUGCAAGUAUUUACACGCGGUAUAAAUACAGUGUAUUCAUUUGGAACUGCUAUUUUUUAAGACUGAGAAUAAGACUGUGGAAUGUCAGUUCAGUAAAUGAUAGUCACUUACUAUUUUCUGAAAUAAGAUUAAUCAUUAAGGGGAAAUGUUAGUAUAAACGCAACUGAUUACGGGAAGUAUUUGGCCAUGUGUAGAAGGGAAACCUCGGUCUGGAUAAAGUCUCGCGAGAGUCCCAUGCGACAUUCAUGCACUGUUUAUUUUGUUUAUUUGAAGCCCCGCAGUAACCACACACCUGCCUUUACCCAUAAAAAUUAACCCUAGCCCUAAACCGAAACAUAUUACUCUAACUAUAUUAAUAGCAAAUGCGACUCUCGCGAGACUUUGACAGGACGAGGGUUCCUUUCUAGACACGACCUUUCAAGUUUGCGCUUCACAUUGACGUCGUUUCCGUUAUCAUGGCCAUCAAAACAGUGGCAACAACUUUCCAACUUGCUCCGAAACUGAGUUUAAGAGGUCCGCUGUAUGUUUGAGGUGCCACUUUGGUAAUUCGGAUCCAACUGUUGCAUAUCGCACAGAUUUGUGCGUUCGCUUUAAAAUAUGGCGUUUGAAUCUAUGUUUUACAGCAGUUGGAUGUAACCUUUGGCUUGCUGAUGAGUUAUAUGCAAAGGCUGAGAUCAUAUUAGCAAAAGCAAGUUUAUGCAAAGGGCAAACAUGCAAAAACUGAGCCUAUCGUUCUCCUAAUGAAGCAAACACUACUUGUUGUGACGGUGUUUAAUUUAGAUGUACACUAAUAUUACUCAUGGCUUGCAGUUCAUGCUCCAAUACAAAAAUGUCCAGUCCAGAUGUCAACACGCCUACGAUGGCGGCGACACCAGGGGUCGUGGAUCAGCAGACGAACCCGGUGUUAUUUGAGAUUUUUGGAGAGAUCUGGAACGUGCAGGCUCGUUUGGGUCAGGGCGUUUCGGCCUCGGUGUUCCGGGUAAGCUCCGACCGGACGAGUUUUGCUGCAGUGAAGGAGUUUCAGCUGGACACACAGGGUGGAGAUUACGGGUACCUCAAGGAACGAUCUGUGCUGGAGAGCAUUCAGGGACAUAAAAAUAUAGUGACUUUAUAUGGAGUUUUCACCAAUCACAACCCAUUUGGUGUGGCCACUAAUUGCCUGUUGCUAGAGCUUUUGGAUGUGAGUGUAUCAGAACUGCUGGUCAGGGCAAGUAAUCAGGGUCACUCCAUGUGGUUGAUUCAGCACUGUGCCCGUGACGUCUUGGAGGCUCUUAGCUUCCUGCACAGAGAAGGCUAUGUGCAUGCUGACCUAAAGCCCCGCAAUGUUCUCUGGAGCGCUGAUGACGAGUGCUUUAAGCUCAUUGACUUUGGCCUUAGCUUUAAAGAGGGACACCAGGAUGUGAAGUACAUUCAGACGGAUGGGUACCGGGCCCCUGAAGCUGAGCUGCAGAACUCGCUGGCCCAGGCAGGUCUGGAGGGCGACUCUGGCUGUACAACUGCUGUGGACAUGUGGAGUCUGGGCAUCAUUCUUCUGGAGAUGUUCUCAGGAAUCAAACUGAAACAAAUUGUCAAGUCUCAGGAAUGGAAGGAUAACAGUUCUGCAAUAGUAGAUCAUAUCUUUUCAAGCAAUGCUUCGGUUUACCCGGCUAUACCUGUCUAUCAUUUGAGGGAUCUGAUCAAAAGUAUGCUUCACAAUGAUCCUAAACUCAGAAGCACAGCUGAAACUGCAUUAAUCAACCCUUUCUUCAGCAUUCCCUUUGCGCCACAUAUUGAAGAUUUGGUUCUGUUGCCUACACCUGUCCUGAGACUACUAAAUGUAAUAGAUGAUAGUCACCUAUAUAAUGAGGAUGAGUAUGAUGAUAUUAUUGGGGACAUGAAAGAAGAAUGCCAAAAGUAUGGCACUGUUGUAUCCUUACUGAUCCCAAAAGAGAAUCCCGGCAAGGGUCAGGUGUUUGUGGAGUAUGCAAAUGCCGGAGACUCCAAAGAAGCCCAGAGACUGCUGACCGGUCGAACAUUUGAUGGCAAGUUUGUGGUCGCUACGUUUUAUCCACUGAGUGCCUAUAAGAGAGGUUACUUAUACCAAACCGUGCAAUGAGAAUAGAGGGACACACCUCUAAUCACACUUCAAAAAGUGUAGAUUACUUUACAAUCAUGUGACUUCUUUUAAGUCCAUGCAAUAUGUAUCAAUCCAUUGUGCUACCCUUAAUAUUUUUGAACAUGUCACUCAACGCUGUUGUGAAUAUAGGCACAUAUGCAGUUUAUUUUGGGUGUUAAGAGGAGUAAAGAUUUAGUGCCUGCUUCCUCUGCUUUUUUUACUCAUUGAACACCACUAAAAGACAAUUUAUACUGAAAGUGUGAUCGCUGUUUGCCCGACAUUCAGUUCUUAUGCUUCCAUACUUUGUUGAUGUACUUGUUUUUUUUUGUUUUGUUUUUUUGCAGUGGAGUUGAUGCACUGCUUUGGUUUACACUGCCUUUUAAAACCAUAGAUCACUUUAGAGACUAGCUUUAUUUAGUCCUCGAAUGUCACAAUUCCAAAAUGCGUAGUUUACUACUUUUCUCUUUUUACUUUUUUCCAUUGUUUUUUAGUGAUGUAGAUAUUUCCAGUAAUUAUGCACAUAUUUAUAAACUACUGGCAAAAUACACUGGCCUGCAUGCACUGUUGCGUGGUUAACCAUAGUGUUUGACUUGAUCAUGAGAGCUGUUGAACCACCUAAUGUUCAACAGCGUCUCCUCUAGAGAGAGCACAAAGUACAACACAGCGGGUUGCCUUGUGUUUUAGAUAAUAAAGUACAUUUAAUUUGUUUAUUCAGGGUUGACAGGCAAGAGACAUAUCUAACACAAAAGCCACAACUUAUGUCUCUUCCAAAAUGUUUGUCUCUCUGAUGAUGUUUAUUGAACAGAUAUUUUUUUUUUCUAACUUGAAUUCCAAAGGUACAAUAUUAUUUUGUUCUUAUUAAAGGAUUAGUUUACCCAAAAAUGAAAAUUCUCUCAUCAUUUAUUCACCCAAAUUCCAUCCUAGAUGUGUUUGACUUUUUCUUCUGCAGAAUACAAACAAAGAUUUUUUGAAGAAUAUCUCAGCUUUGUAGGUCCAUACAAUGCAAGUGAAUGGUGACCAGAACUUUAAAGCCCCAACAAGCACAUGAAGGCAUCAUAAAAGUAAUCCAUAUUACUUUGUGGUUAAAUCCAUGUCUUCAGAAGCGAUAUAAUAGGUGUGGGUGAGAAACAGAUUAAUAUUAUAGUCCUUUUUUACUGUAAAUCUCCACUUUCACUUCCAUAUUAUUCUUUUGAUUUUUGGCGGUUCGCAUUCUUCAUGAAUAUCACCACCUACUGGGCUAGGCUGGUCAGAGGUGGAGAUUUAUAGUGAAAAAGGACUUAAAAAGUUAUCAGUUUCUCACCCACACCUAUCAUAGCACUUCUGAAGACAUGGAUUUAACCACUGUAGUCGUACAUAUAACUUUUAUGCUGCCUUUUUGGAGCUUUGAAUUCUGUUCACCAUUCACUUGCAUUGUAUGGACCGACAGAGCUGAAAUAUCAUUCUAAAAUCAUAAUUUGUGUUCUACAGAAGAAAGAAAGUAUUACACAUCUGGGAUGGCAUGAGGGUGAGUAAAUGAUGAGAGAAUUCUCAUUUUUGGGUCAGUUGGACACAGGAGUUAAGAGUGAUUCAUCUAAAAACACUAAAGUUUUAACAUGUUAUAUGUUGUGCAAAGCAGCAUACCUUGUCAUACCUUCAUAGCACACAUUUGAGAAGGAUAAUUCCGUCUAUCUUCCUUUGGCUGGACUGCAACUGUGAAUACCAGUGCGCUAACUCAUGGAUAUAAAUGCUGUUUUUAUAACUCUCAAAACCCACAGGCUAAGAUAGCACAAGUGAGUAUAGCACCAAUUGAUACUAUACAUGAAAUGUAGUUAGCUAAUUCUUUCCACAGACAUAUUACAAUCAUUUGUUGUAUCCGUUCAUACUUUCUAUAUGAUGAUGGUGAGUGAUUUUAUAAUCGAAGCACUAUUUAAAGGCUUUUCCUGUUGUGAUAGGUCUUGGGAUUGUUGUUUUCCUCUCAGUUUUGUCUAUGAUUAAUUGCAUGACAUUUAGGCUCUUUAAAACUGCUACAAAGCUUUCUAAAAAAAAAAAAAAAGAAAAAGAAAAGAAAAAGAGCACAUUGUUAUUUAAUGACUUAAUGAACGUUGUCUAAUGCUUUGUCAGUCUUCCAAAUUAUUAAAAAUUAUUUUUUAUUCUGAGCUAUCGUCCAAACUGCAAAUCCAUUCUCUUCUCUGUCCUGCAGUCUAAAAACAUUAUAUUCAGUUCUGAGGCUGUGAGAAAUUAUAUUAUGAGUAUACAAGGCAAUGUAAGGAAAGAGCAGGCUGUUUUUCUAGAUUCCAGUGUUUAAAAUUAGUUGAAAUUUAUAGGGAUAGUUCACCCAAAAAUAAAAAUUCUGUCAUCAUUUACUCAACCUCAUGUUGUUCCAACCUUGUAUGACUUUCAUUCUUCCAUGAAACAUGAGAACAUUUGAAGAACGUUUACUUUUUUUUCAUACAAUGAAUGUGAUUGGCAACUGAGGCUGUCAAUCCCUAACAUGUCCUUUUGUGUUCCAUGGAAGAAAGUCAAAUUUGGAAUAACACAAGGAUGCACAAGUUAUGACAGAAUUUUCAUUUUUGGGUGAACUGUUGCUUUCAAAACUACUGUUAUAAACACACUGCCCUCUUACUUGUUUACUUGCUAGAUGAGGUGUCUCACAUGGAUUGGAUGCCAUUGUUGCCAUAGAUUGCCUUUUUUUUUUUUUUUUUUUGGCAGUGUUGUAGGAUUUUUACCAUAUAGAAAGGGCUCUUUGGUUGAUCUGACAGUCUGGACAGUAGAGAUUUUGGAAAUUGACAGUUUUAAAAUUCAAGCUCUGAGCCUGGAAAAAAUAGAACCAAAUGUUAUUUACAUUUACAUUUAUUCAUUUAGCAGACACUUUUUAUCCAAAGCAACUUACAAAUGAGGAGAACAACAGAAGCGAAUCAUCCUCGGGAGGCAGUAGCAACACAAGUGCUGUAAUACAAGUUUCAAAAUUGUUUAGAGAAGUAUCCCUAGCAAGGCGGAUGAGAUAAUUUAUUUAUUUAUUUAUUUUUAAUAAGAAGAAGGAAGUGCGCUGAAGGGAUUGGGUCAAGUGUUCACGGAAGAGCUUUGUCUUUAGAUGCUUUUUAAAGGAUGUUAGAGAACCAGCUUUUAUCGGGUGGAGUUUGGCAAGUUAUUCCACCAACGAGGAAUGAUUGAAGUGAAAGUCCUGGACAGUGAUUUUUUUUUUUGUUGCUUCUUUGAGAUGGCACUAUGAGGCACUGUUCACCCACAGAACGCAAACUUCUGAAGGACAUGUAGACCUGAAGUAGUGAGUGUAGAUAAGGGGGUGCAGAGCAGGGGGUUGUUCUGUAAGAAAGCAUCAAUGCCUUGAACUUAACGCAAGCAACCAUUGGCAGCCAGUGCAGUUUGAUGAAGAGAGGCAUGACAUGCGUUCUUUUGGGCUAGUUGAAGACCAAUUGUGCUGCUGCAUUCUGGAUCAAUUGCAGAGGUUUGACUGUACAUGCAGGAAGGUCUGCCAGAAGUCCAGCCUGGAUAGCACAAGUGCCUGGACGAGGAGUUGUGUGGCAUGCUCAGAUAGGAAGAGCCUGAUUUUCCUGAUGUUGUAUAGAGCAAAUCUGCACGAUCGGGCAGUCCUUGCGAUGUGGUCCGUGAAGUUUUAAUUGAUCGUCAAACACAACCCCAGGAUUUCUGGCUGUCUUGGAUGGUGUGAUCGUUGAUGAGUCUAGUUGAAUGGUGAAAUUGUGCUGAAAUGCUGGGCUCGAUGGAAUCACAAGAAGCUCGGUUUUAGCGAGGUUGAGUUGGAGGUGAUGUUCUUUCAUCCAAUACGAGAUGUCUACCAGGCAGGCUGAGAUCCGUGCAGCUACCGUAGGAUCAUCACGCUGGAAUGAGAGGUAGAGUUGUGUGUCAUCAGCGUAGCAAUGUUAGGAAAAGCCAUGUGCCUGAAUGACAGACCCCAGAGAUGACAUUUAUAUGGAGAAGAGGAGGGGCCAAAGUACUGAACCCUGGGGUACCCCAGUAGCUAAUUGGUGGGACUUAGACACCAUUCCCCUCUGAAGAACCUACCUGUGAGAUAAGACUCAAACUAGCAGAGCAAAGUUCCUGUGAUGCCCUUUGCCAUGAGGGUAGACAGGAGAAUGUGGUGGUUUACAGUGUCAAAUCCAGCAGACAGAUCUAGCAGAAAGAGAACAGACAAUUUGGAUGAAGCUCUUGUCAGUCUCAGAUCUUCAGUAACGGACAGCAGGGCAGUUUCAGUAGAGUGUCUGCUUUUGAAGCCAGACUGGUUGCUGUCUAGCAGGUUGUUCUUUUAGAGAAAAGAUGAGACUUGGUUGAACACGACUCCGAGUGUCUUCGCUAUGAAUGGGAGGAGAGAGACAGGUCUUUCGUUUUCUAAAAGUGCAGGAUUUAGUGUGGGUUUCUUAAGCAGUGGUGUUACCUGAGCCAGUAGUAUUUGACUCAUUUUGCAUAUGUUGAGGAUCAUGAAUGGAGAUGUUGAGCAAAAGAUUGUGUAUACUGUCCAUAUGAAUCUGAAUUUCCACUGAAAAAAUAUCUGACAUGGUUCUUGAAAAAAAUCUAUUACAAGCAUAUUUGAGCUUUGUAAUGUUGAAAUGCAGUCACUAGCCAUGGCUUAAAUGUUAUAUUUAACUUAAUGAUAACUAAAUUUGAGCAAAAUCACUUUUAAGUGCCUCAUUCUAUGUAUCGCUGCAGUUUUCUGGUGAAAGAAAUACUAGAGGCAUUACAACAAGCAAUGAGUUUUAUUAACUUUCACACAAAUCAUGAAUAAAACAGCAUAUUAACAGUUCAUAGUUAUUUUUUGCUCUGUUCCCCACACAAUACUAUCUUAUCACAUCGAAACCCUUACUAUAAUGCAUGAUUUGAAAGACAAUAUAUUAUAACGCUUGCAUUACAUAACCAACUACAGUCUUACUCAAAUGUAACUAACUUACACGGUGGCACAACUGAUUGAGCAUCUGACUUUGAACUCACAAGACCGGGGUUCGAGACCAGCAAACCAUGAGAGUUUACACAUUAACCCAAAGUAUCAUAGAAGUGCCACGACAUGAUGUGGCUGCUUCAGCCAUUCAGCCAUUUGUUUUUAUGACUUUAUCAGUUAGGUUUAGGUGUCUGGUUUAGGUUAAGCCGGUGCAACACUAGCAGACUCCAAACAACCCAAUUCUGGCCGAGAAUGUCACACAAGCAGACUGUUUUGCUGAGAUGUUGCUCUCUUCAGUCUAAGGUAUGACACACUUGCCGAUUUAGAAUGGUGGAGAGAUGACAAACAUACCAACUCACCACAAUUUUCUUUGAUUCCAUGUCACGUGGAGCUCACAGAAAUAGCAACAGUAGUACCACGUGAGCAUAAACAUUUGUAAAAGAGUGAUUUAGGGUGUGAUUUAUGGACUUGUGAAUGUGUUUAUGUGUUUAUCCCCUCAAGGCGUGCCAUAGAACGCAUAUGUCCAUAUGCAGCUUUCAGUGAGUUAAGAAAUUCAAUAAAAACAUACUGUAGUGUCUCCGCUUUCUGAUUUCAUUAGUCAUUUUAGUGUUGGGGAAAAACGCUUGGUGAAAGAAUCACUAUGGAUUAAUCAGUGUUUGUGGUUAUAUGCAGCUGAGUGUGAUCACAGAUGAAAACAUUCAGAUCAGAGGAUUAACGACCUCCCUCUGUCUCUCACCCACUGGCCGCUGGCUGGCUGAUUAUGGAAAUGAAGCUCACAUCUGAAAAUCACUAGAAAGUCGGCUAGUGUGAUGGCGGGUUUAGGGAUGUCUGUUUUGUUCACCUCACAUUUGCUCACACUAUUGGUUUUGUUUAGAUUAGCAUUUAGUGCAGGGACACUGGUUUUGUUCAUUUAAAAAUACAUUAAAAAAUAUCAUCUCACAUUUGCUUUUAAUAAUGCUGUUGGUUAGGUUUCGGUUAAAGGUUUAGGUUAGGGAGGUAGGUUUUAUUAAUUUAAAACUCCAUAGAGCAUUAACCUUAAAAACAUUGUCUUUUUGGGAGAAUAUUAAACUCGCCUCAGUGGACAUUUCACCUCAAAACUGCAGCAAUACAUUUUAAUGAUCCACAUCUUUUAAUUUUCAAAAAAAAGUUGCCACAGUCACAUAAUUUUCAUGAGAUCAGGCUGGAUAAAGAGACAAUUUCCAUGGCUUCCUUUUAUUGUACUUUUUGUUUGAGCCAGAGAACACUUACAAUGAGUAAAGAAUGGAUUUUUUGGAUUUUGAACAAGGACAGAAAAAUAUUCAGAAACAUAAUUUAUUCAAUAGAAAAUGUAUAAUACAUUAAAUCCAAAAAGUAGGUUAUGGAACCAUUCAGGAAAUAGAAUUAUAUUUUUGGGUUUUGAACUGUUACGAUUAUGUGAAUACUGUGUAGUUCUGAUGUGAGUCUAGACAUUUGCUCACAUUCAUCAGGUAAUGAAGUUUGAGAAAGGGUGGCUUAUGGAGUUCUAGAAAAACUAUUUGAAGAAGAGCCUAGUUUGACAAUCCAGUUGAUGUGAAGACUUCUCAUCAUGGGGCAUCAUCUACCUGGGGUGAAGUCUCUCCAACAGAUAAUGAAAAUAUUAAUAUCUCAGCAGGAGAUAGUUAUUACACUAUCUCUGGGAUGAAACAUUUAAAGUGACAGAAGGAAUAUUUGUAUCCUCAAGCAAAAUCAUCAAAGCCACUCAAAUACAGCCUCAAGGCCCCUCUAACAUUUUCAGGGCUUUCACAUUUAAAAAGCACAGAGUCCCCCCCCCAAUAAAUCAGAUAGUUACUGCAUUACAUACUGUCAGAAAUAAUUUCAUGCUGCCUUACAUUUAUCUUUUUAUUUCAUUUGUAUGCUGUAAUAAUAUCACAGUCAUUAAAUGCUUGACUGUUAGAAAAGUGACAAAAAUUGUUACUAAGUUUUUCAGAGCUUCCGUUUUUUCCCCCACCAGCAACCCUGGAGAAAUACCAAAGCCAUAUAUGAUUUUAUGUUUCAGAAAUGCCUUUUGUAAACAGCCAGUUAUGGCAAGAUUUGUGUAGGAAACAUUGAAAUGUUUUACAAUAAGCGGACAGACAUCCUAAAAAUAGAGUGCCAGAAUUCGCUUGCCUUUGUAGUGAGUAAUGGGCCUCCUAAGGGAAAACCGUACAGGGUGUAACCACAGAUAGGCAUGGGAGUGUCAUGCUCUUUGGGUCUUAAUAACCUGAGAAAGGUUGGAGAAGAAAUUUGGCAGCUUGUUUACAGAUUUGUUAGAUAAGUAGGAGUCCUUAUAGGUUUUUGAGGUCAUGAGUAGAACUGGGCCAUCUGGCUUAAUGAAGUUCCUGUUCGUUUUCAUGUCCCCGUUAUUUGUCUUUAUAUAUAUACACACACACAAUUUUUUAAAAUGUGAAUCAUGUUAGUUAGCUUUCUUUAAUCUUAAUAGCACAUUUAAAGGGAUAGUUCACCCAAAAAUGAUAAUUCUGUCAUCAUUUACUCACCCUUAUUUUGUCUUUGUGUUCCAUGAAAUAAAGAAAGUCAUACAGGGGCAAUUAAAUGAUGACUUAGAGUGAACUAGCCCUCUUAAGUGAACAAGGGGUACAUUUUAAAUAAUUUCACUCCUUUGGUAAUGGCAGAUGUUGCCAAGUUACAGAGAUCAAAAGGUACUGUAUAAUGAGCCAACUGACAGCUAAAUUCUGAUCAGGAAUGGAGAAAAUGAAGGCAAAUGUGUCUUGUCCUCUUCCUUUAUGAUUAUGAUCAUUUUCUCACCAAAGGCCCAAAAGCUGUUAAAAAAUGUACUGGCUGAAUCUGCUACUUUAUUGAUCUCAUUACAGCUAGAUGGACGAAAAUAAAUCAUAUACUAUCGCCUGAUAGAAUGCAUAUGCCUGUCAAGAAUCAUUUUUGACAGUAUAGUCAUUUAAUGAGGACAUGUGAAUGUACUGGGGCAGUAAGGACAUAGGGUACCAUGAAUCAUGUAUGGAUAUGAAAAUAUGAGAGUUAUAGUUCAGAAAAUGUAUUUGGGGCUUUGCUAAGGAAUUUUGAAAAAAUAAAAGCCAUUAUAAAAAUACUGACUCUGGAAAGAAGCACACUGUGUAAAGAACAGGCUUCACACACAGCCACAACGUGUGAUAAGUUGGCAGAAAUUGUGUUCACAUGCAGGUACAUUGACAUUAGUGCAUUAUAGUGAAACGUGCCAGAUCUGCAAGGUUUGUAGUAUGAAAGCAGUUAGUGAGAGAGAUAAAGAGAGACCCUAAGGAAGAGAAAAGGGUGUCUGCAGUAAAUUGACGAACCUUUAAACUGGCACGGCAGUUGAGCUAUUGUGAACCACAGGAAAUGUGAAUACUGACAUGUUUCCAAAUGUUUUAUAUUUCAGUGAUAUAUGAUGUUUCUCUUUAAAACAUAUUUUUGUGCUAUUCAUGUUGAGGCUUUGCCAGUGAUUUCAUUGUUAAUGAAAUUAUGGAACAUUAACAGUGAAAAGGCCUUGCUAAAGCAUUACAGUGUUUACAUAAAUCCAUAAAGAGGUCAAAAAAUAGAUUUUCUUUGAUAAAUAUCUGUUGAGGUUAAAUUGUCAGGGCACAAGACUCCCUUUGCACUUGGCUACAAGUAAUAUACUAAAAUGAAUAAUGCCUUUAAUAUGCACAUGGACACUAUCUCCAAAGUUCUGUGGUUUAAAUGCAAUAACAACCAUUAGAGGGGUGCAACUGCUGUUGCCCUUUAUUACUAGAAGCAAUGGCCUGUAGCUCACAGUUCUUCAUUAUCUUCCAUGUUUUUAUGUAUGGCCUGCCCAAUUUUCUGUUUCUUAUGCAAGCCUGAGGCAGAUAUGUAAUUGUAUGAUCUGAUGUAUCUGUUAGAAGCUCUGCUUUGUGUAUUAUUUAGUGUGUGGAAAGAUGUUGUAUAUGUAAAAUGUGAGUUGAUCGUCCACUAAAGAUCAUGGGAGACUAUAAAUUUCGGAGCUCUGGAUGGACUAUGUUAAUGUUUCUCACAAUAAAAUGUUUAUGUCUGUC